Molecule: messenger RNA, 37367 nt
Organism: Coregonus sp. 'balchen'
Lineage: Eukaryota; Metazoa; Chordata; Actinopteri; Salmoniformes; Salmonidae
Source: the annotation of a GenBank genome assembly
AUGACUGUGGUCCCUUAUGGCAAGGGACGCAACUACACUUUUCUCUCACAAGAUGUCAGCCUCUCCCGAGGUCUGCUGUACACAGGCCUUCGAAUGUGUCAUCAUAAUCAUAAUCAUGCUCUCAAUAGGACCUUGUCACCUUGAACUUCUGAGUACACACGCAUCGACCACAUCCUCAAACGCACAGUUUGCACACAGCCAGUGUCUCUGGAUUUUGCACAAAGGUGUUUUUUCCCCGCGGUGGUGUUGUGUUUGUAACUAAUCUGUAGGCCUAUGGCAUGUAAUGGAGGUACAUGAGGGGAGGGUGAAUGGGGUUCUGUAGUAUUUUGUAGAGUAUGUGGCUGGAUGGGCACAUGGGGUUAGGCUUGCUUAACUGGGUUUGGUGUGAUUCUGCUUUGUAGUGUGAUGUAGCCAGGCAUCUAUUGGGCCCCUGUGUCUGUCUGGCAUUAAAUGAGUGUUUCCUUCCUGCUGGACCAGAAGCCAUGGAUUACAGGAAACAUCCGCACUGAGCUAAAGGGUAGAGCUGCCGCUUUCAAGGAGCGGGACUCUAAACCGGACGCUUAUAAGAAGUCCAGCUAUGACCUCCGACGAACCAUUAAACAGGCAAAGAGUCAAUACAGGACUAAGAUUGAAUCGUACUACACCGGCUCUGAUGCUUGUCGGAUGUGGCAGGGCUUGAAAACUAUUACAGACUACAAAGGGAAGCAAAGCCGCGAGCUGCCCAGUAACACAAGACUUCCAGACGAGUUAAAGCACUACUAUGCUCGCUUCGAGGCAAGCAACACUGAAGCAUGCAUGAGAGCACCAGCUGUUCCGGAUGACUAUGUGAUCACGCUCUCCGUAGCCGAUGUGAGUAAGACUUUUAAGCAGGUCAACAUUCACAAGGCCGCAGGGCCAGACGGAUUACCAGGACGUGUACUCCGAGCAUGUGCUGACCAACAGGCAAGUGUCUUCACUGACAUUUUCAACAUGUCCCUGACUGAGUCUGUAAUACCAACAUGUUUCAAGCAGACCACCAUAGUCCCCGUGCCCAAGGACACUAAGCUAACCUGCCUAAAUGACUACCGACCCGUAGCACUGACGUCUGUAGCCAUGAAGUGGCUCACAUCAACACCAUUAUCCCAGAAACCCUAGACCCACUCCAAUUUGCAUACCGCCCCAACAGAUCCACAGAUGAUGCAAUCUCUAUUGCACUCCACACUGCCCUUUCACACCUGGACAAGAGGAACACCUACGUGAGAAUGCUAUUCAUUGACUACAGCUCAGCAUUCAACACCAUAGUGCCCUCAAAGCUCAUCACUAAGCUAAGGAUCCUGGGACUAAACACCUUCCUCUGCAACUGGAUCAUGGACUUCCUGACGGGCCACCCCCAGGUGGUAAGGGUAGGUAAUAACACAUCUGCCACACUGAUCCUCAACACAGGGGCCCCUCAGGGGUGCGUGCUCAGUCCCCUCCUGUACUCCCUGUUCACCCAUGACUGCAUGGCCAGGCACGACUCCAACACCAUCAGAGGACCACCUGGGGGUGGUCCUCUGUAGCUCAGCUGGUAGAGCACGGCGCUUGUAACGCCAAGGUAGUGGGUUCGAUCCCCGGGACCACCCAUACACAAAAAUGUAUGCACGCAUGACUGUAAGUCGCUUUGGAUAAAAGCGUCUGCUAAAUGGCAUAUUAUUAUUAUUAUUAUUAUAUUAAGUUUGCCGACGACACAACAGUGGUAGGCCUGAUCACCGACAACGAUGAGACAGCCUAUAGGGAGGAGGUCAGAGACCUGGCCGUGUGGUGCCAGGAUAACAACCUCUCCUUCAACGUGACCAAGACAAAGGAGAUGAUUGUGGACUACAGGAGAAAAAAGAGGACUGAGCACGCCCCCAUUCUCAUCGACGGGGCUGUAGUGGAACAGGUUGAGAGCUUCAAGUUCCUUGGUGUCCACAUCACCAACGAACUAUCAUGGUCCAAACACACAAAGACAGUCAUGAAGAGGGCACGACAAAGCCUAUUCCCCCUCAGGAGACUGAAAAGAUUUGGCAUGGGUCCUCAGAUCCUCAAAAAAUUAUACAGCUGCACCAUCGAGAGCAUCCUGACUGGUUGCAUCACCGCCUGGUAUGGCAACUGCUUGGCCUCCGACCGCAAGGCACUACAGAGGGUAGUGCGUACGGCCCAGUACAUCACUGGGGCCAAGCUUCCUGCCAUCCAGGACCUCUAUACCAGGCGGUGUCAGAGGAAGGACCUCAAAAUUGUCAAAGACUCCAGCCACCCUAGUCAUAGACUGUUCUCUCUGCUACCGCACGGCAAGCGGUACCGGAGUGCCAAGUCUAGGUCCAAAAGACUUCUCAACAGCUUCUACCCCCAAGCAAUAAGACUCCUGAACAGCUAAUCAUGGCUACCCGGACUAUUUACACUGCCCCCCACCCCCCACCCCAUCUUUUUACGCUGCUGCUACUCUGUUAAUUAUUUAUGCAUAGUCACUUUAACUCUACCCACAUGUACAUAUUACUUCAACUACCUCAACUAGCCGGUGCCCCCGCACAUUGACUCUGCACCGGUACCCCCCUGUAAAUAUAGCCUCCCUACUGUUAUUUUAUUUUACUUCUGCUCUUUUUUUUCUCAACACUUUUUUGUUGUUGUUUUAUUUUACUUUUUUUUAAAAUUAAAAAUAAAUGCACUGUUGGUUAAGGGCUGUAAGUAAGCAUUUCACUGUAAUGUCUGCACCUGUUGUAUUCGGCGCAUGUGGCCAAUAAAAUUUGAUUUGAUUUGAUUUGCUGCUAGCAACUCUCCAUCACACCAACUACACCUGCACAUCAAGGUCUUCUCUCUCUCUCUCUCUCUCUCUCUCUCUCUCUCUCUCUCUCUCUCUCUCUCUCUCUCUCUGUAACAUCCAUUUUUCAUUCUGUAAAAAUGAGUUUUACUCAUGUCUCAAAUCGGGGGUCUGUGUAUGUGGAGCGCCAUGCCACAAACCGUUGGUAAUUAGAGGCGUUCGUUUGAGGCUGAGGGGAAUAAAAACGGUCUGUAAACAUCCUCAAUCUGCUUUCUCUGUGAGCCACUGUGUGAUAGCAGGAGCUGUCUGUCUGGGUACAAAACAACGUGAAUAGUGAAUUGACUACUGUGGAGUAUUUUGGCCAUGUCUUUGCGGUGGUGCACUGCAUUGCACCCUCAGAUUACUUUUAUGGAUUUUUGAUUAUGCCUUUUGGAGCAGCUUGUUCGUUUCCCUCUGCCAAAGAAAGGCGAGAUGGAAAUUUGAAGAAGAAGGAGAGGGGGACACUCUUUCCUCCUCUUUGACUGUGCCCUGUAGAGUGCUUUAUCUGAAGUAUCUCUAUGAAACAAAGUGAAUUACUAUAUCUAGACUUCCAAAUAAGAGCCCUGCUUCAGGGUAAUGAGAUUUACAUCAAGGUCAAUUUUUAUUGACCAUGGUUUCUGGACAUAAUGCUGAGGUGGAUAUACAGUAGAUGAAUGUGUUUCCCCCUUUGUGCUGGUUUGGAGGUUCCCUCCCUUCUCUCUGCACCAUCCUGUGUGUGUUUGUGUGUCUUACCAUGAUAGGCUGUGGUGAUUGACUGCAAAAUAAAUUGUUGACGUGUGCGACAAAGGAACACACCCACAGUACACACAACAGCACAGGGCCAUUGAGUGGUUACAGGGCACUGUAUCACACAGUAAUGUGUUUAUUAGUCUAUACAAAACAAAUUAUAUGAUUUAGUGCUGUAAAUUGUUACAGCACUGCUAGCACGACUGCUGCCUGCCACAUUGGCCUUGGUUAGGAGACAGAUACAUGGCAGUAGCAGGGAGCCACAGGGGACUGUCUGACCAUUGAAAGUGCGUUUUAUUACUGUGAAAUUGAUGGCAACUGUGUAAUGUAAUGUCUUCUCAAUAGAAAAAGCAUUUAAAACUGAGUUGGCUUCUGCUAUUUUAUGCUGCUGCCUUUGGGUAAUUUCCAGCUGUGUAUCUUUCUUAGUUUUAAAAGCUGGCAGGUACAUUUUAAGUAGAGGUGAACUUUCCAGAAUAUCUUCUCCCGCGUAGUAUUCAGAGUCAAAUUAGUCACAGAGACUGUCACUCUGUUGCUAAGACAUGUCAGCUGCAUAGCGACAGCAGAUUCUGAGCCGUAGGGCCUUGGCAUCACACACACACACACACACAGCUGUGUCCCCGCCUCUCUCACCUAAAAAUCAGGGGGAGGGAGUGAGCUCUUUCCCCAGUCUAACCUGAGGGUGUGCCCCAGGCAGCAUCAAUCUGUUCCCUUUCACCCUGCAUCUCCUCAGCUCUGCUCUGCCGUUACACAACUCCCAACAAGUCUUCAAGACUUUGAAACAAACUUUUAAAGGUGCAAUAUGCAGAAAUCGCUCCGCCAUUUCCUGGUUGCUAAAAUUGUAAUAGUUAUCCUAAUUUCAGUUUGUGACAAAACAAGAAAUGUCUAGAGAAUCAUUUUACCAUCUAAACCACUGUGAAAUAUAUUUUCAAUAACCAAAAAUAUUGUAUUUUCAGCUAUUUGAAGCUGGUGCUGAAGGUUAUCAGGGUCUUCUCUUACUCAGGACUUUGUUCAUGUAUUUUUAAGACUGUGAUGUCGGCAGCAUUUAUCAGCAUAUAUAUCAGCAUUUUAUUUAUGUGUUUGGGAAUUGGUCUCCAAAAGAAAACUUUAGAUGCUGUGAGAAUGUUUUUGUUUGUUUUUAUGGCCCCUAUGUAUAGAGCCAGAGUACUAGAAUCAAUGAUAGUUAUAAGUAUACAGUGUGCAGUCAUGUUUUUUUUGUGUGUGCGUGUCUCUCAGUUGUGAAAGAUCUCUCUCUCGAUUUGUGUCUGGGCACUGCUGAUCAGUGGCAAACGGGCCUAAUUCAGGCAGGUGAUAACAUGUGUCAUGGAUCCUUUAUGCAGCCGUCGGUACUGUAGCUAAUUUGUCCUGCUGUGUGUAGUCUAGCGUGUUGGUCAAUAUUAGCUCUGGAGGCUCUUUCUCAAAGGGAUGUGUUUGCUCUCCUUCCCUCUCAAAUCAAAUCAAAUCAACAACAAAAAUGCCAAAUGCGCCGAAUACAACAGGUGUAGACCUUACAGUGAAAUGCUGACUUACAAGCCCUUAACCAACAAUGCAGUUUUAAGAAAAAUAAGUGUUAAGUAAGAAAUAGAUAAGUAAAAAAUAAAAACAACAAAUCAUCCCCCACAACCCCCUCCCGCCCCUCCGAUAUUCCUGAUAGUGAUAUGCGUGGAACCAAGCGGUCACUUACCAGGAGAGACAUAUAUCUAUGUACUGUGACAACAAUAAAACACUGCCACCCAUGCCUUGUCACAUAUAAAUUAUGUCCUGAAUUAUUUGCUUGGAGUUUUCUUAUUUUAUUUUUUCAUUGUAUUCACGGGAAUGUCCCUGUAUUGAUGUGUAAUAUUGUUAUUAUUGUUGCAAUAAAAAAUAAAUACAAAUAAAUGUUUAAUAAGGAAGUGUGUUGAGCAACAUGCAGUAGAACUGAGUUUAAACUUGACCAUCUCAGUGUGCCUGUAAUAUAGAUUAGACUUUCAACUAAACCUAUGGGGAAACUUUUUGCAUUCAUUUGUAUAUAAUUUGGUGUGUGUGUGUUUGUUCAUGCACAGGAGUGUCUAUAUCGUUUUAUACAAAGGGUGGGUUUAAUCCUGAAUGCUGAUUGGUUAAAACCGCAUUCCAGAUGGCGUCUAUUCCACAAGUUGCCACCGGCUAAAUCUAUGGUGUUAAAAUGCAUAUUUACUCUGUUCCAUCUGAUUGGCAAUCCACUGUCUAAUCAGCCCAGCCAGGCAAUUUAUAAACUUAAUCUCCACUAUAAAAAGCAUCUAGACAUUAUCUCACAUUUCUUUUAGACUAACAUUUCAUUUUCAACAGCAGAGAUUUGUAUAAACCUUGCUGUCUGUCUCGCCGACAUUUGUAACAUUGUUUCAAUAUUCAAAUUCGAUCUCCUGCUGUCCCAUAGUAAUGAACGUGUCGGGAGUCGGGAUGAGACAGACAGACAGACAGGCAGGCAGCGUUUCUCAACCAGUCAAAAUCAUGAAUCAGCUGGCAUAAUUUUUCUGGAUAUAUACCAAAAAAAUCUCUUGAAAAAAGGUACAACGAAACGCAGCUAAUUUGCCGUCUUUCCAGCUUCAGUUUGAAGUGAUUGUGUUACUGGCUAGCUCCUCUGAACCACAGUGUCCUGACCAGUGAGCACAUUUUCUAUGCCAGGCGAAAUCGCGCCUCAUUAACAUUUAAGUCAUUUAGCAGACGCUCUUAUCCACAGCGACUUACAGAAGCAAUUAGGGUUAAGUGCCUUGCUCAAGGGCACAUCGACAGAUUUUUCACCUAGUCGGCUCGGGGAUUAGAACCAGCGCCCUUUCGGUUACUGGCACAACGCGCUUAACCACUAAGCCACCUGCCGCCCUACUCAUUGUUAUGGAUGUAUCCAAAUAAAUGUCACUGGAAAACAGCUCAAACAAAUGCAAAUGCAGCUACUUUGCUGUUAUUCAAGCUGCACGUUUUGACGUGACUGUAAAUUAGCCGUAGUUGGCUGGCUUGCAAGCAAGGGAUAAGAACGUUGCAAGCCAGUAUGGCAAUGGAACAUUAAGAACGAACGACUGGGUCGCGUCCAUAGAUACAGAACAAAAAGACUGAACGACUGGGUUGCGUCCAUAGAUACAGAACAAAAAGACUGAACGACUGGGUUGCGUCCAUAGAUACAGAACAAAAAGACUGAACGACUGGGUCGCGUCUCUAGCUACCCUAGAUUUGUGUCGGGACUAUAUCAUGUGGAAGGAUGAAAUAGUAUGAAUAAAUUCAUAAAAAUAACGUUUUUAAUGAAAAUAUGUCAAUCAUUAUUUGAAUAUGUUGGUAACCUGAUAAUGCCCUCGAAUGCCCUCGAUAUAUUGGCACGGUUUGAACAACACCUGUGCCAAUAUAUCCUCCAAACACCUGCUAGUCAGGCAUUAUCACUUAAGUGUAUAUGGUGUAUAGCAUGAUCACAGGGAUCCUGCAUUGUGUAGUUUUCACUGAAUGUCUUGUUUGUUUUGUCUUCCUGGUUCUGUGAGCUGGUAAACUACCGCCUCAUUGAUUUGGAUUGCUUGUCAUUUGCCAUUUCAAGUGGAACUAAAAAGCAUAAAACUGGAGAGAGAGAAUUUGCAUGUGAAAUUGUUUGUGAGAUUUUGUAAUAAUAUCUGGGUAUUACAUGCCUGUGUGGAUACUCACCCUCCUCUCCUCAGUCUCUCCUCUUUAAAUAGAUGUUGAUGCGAAAGCAGAGUACACAUACAUACAGUGCAUUUGGAAAGUAUUUAGUUAUGUAAGCCUUAUUCUAAAAUUGAUUAAACCGUUUUUUCCCCUGAUCAAUCUACACACAAUACCCCAUAAUGACAAAGCAAAAACAGGUUUUUAGAAAUGUUUGCACAUUUAUUAGAAAUAAAAAACGUAUAUCACAUUUACAUAAGAAUUCAGACCCUUUACUCAGUACUUUGUUGAAGCACCUUUGGCAGCGAUUACAGCCUUGAGUCUUCUUGGGUAUGACGCUACAAGCUUGGCACACCUGUAUUUGGGGAGUUUCUCCCAUUCUCUGCAGAUCCUCUCAAGCUCUGUCAGGUUGGAUGGAGAGUGUCGCUGCACAGCUAUUUUCAGGUCUCUCCAGAGAUGUUCGACUGGGUUCAAGGGCCACUCAAGGACAUUCAGAGGCUUGUCCCGAAGCCAUUCCUGCGUUUUCUUGGCUGUGUGCUUAGGGUCAUUGUCCUGUUGGAAGGUGAACCUUCGCCCCAGUCUGAGUUCCUGAGCGCACCGGAGGAGGUUUUCAUCAAGGAUCUCUCUGUACUUUGCUCCGUUCAUCUUUGCCUCGAUCCUGACUAGUCUCCCAGUCCCUGCCGCUGAACAACAUCCCCACAGCAUGAUGCUGCCACCACCAUGCUUCACCGUAGGGAUGGUGCCAGGUUUCCUCCGCUGGUUUCAUCCGACCAGAGAAUCUUGUUUGUCAUGGUCUGAGAGUCCUUUAGGUGCCUUUUGGCAAACUCCAAGCAGGCUGGCCACUCUACCAUAAAGGCCUGAUUGGUGGAGUGCUGCAGAGAUGGUUGUCCUUCUGGAGGGUUCCCCCAUCUCCACAGAGGAACUUAUGUAAAUAAGGUAUUUUUAUUCUAAAUACCUGUUUUCGCUUUGUGAUUAUGGCGUAUUGUGUGUAGAUUGAUGAGGGGAAAAAAUAAUUUAAUCUAUUUUAGAAUAAGACUGUAACAACAUAACAAAAUGUGGAAAAAGUGAAGGGGUCUGAAUACUUUACGAAUGCACUGUAAUUAUCUUUGUGUUGUUUCAUGACAAAUGUCUAUAAAUCUGAUUUAGGAUAAUGGUAUUAGUGUACAGUAUGGUAUUAUUGUAGUAGACAGCAGUUUAGCAGUACUAGCGUGAAAAAUAACUGGGGAAGAGAGAGAAAGGUUGAGUAUGAGAUAAACUGUUUGUAAACCUUGAGAAGGGUGGUGAAAGAGAGAAUAGAGAAAAAGGGAGAAAGAGAGAGAGCGAGAGAGUUGAGAAAAGGUAGAACGCAGGUGGAACAGUAGUUCCAGCCAGAUGGAACCCCAGAAGGUUGCGGAGCAGUUCUAUUGUGUUGUAACCUAACGUAGCAUGCGUAGAAAGACGCCUGAGCGUAGUCCCCACUCCUGUUUUUCAGGGGAAACGGAAGUUAGGUUGAAAAUAUUGUAUCCCUGAAAACAUCCGCUUUUUGCCAAAGCCGCUAAGGGUGACUGUGUUGUCACAUGUUGUCCCAGAGCUCUUCCCGAUUAGCUGAAUGGAUUGGUCCUGGUGGAUUGGUCCCUCAGCAGGCUGUGGGGUUAUAUGACCUCUGGGGUGAAAACACAGAGGCAUAUAAUUUGUGUGAUGGGACAAGGCCAUAACGUGUGGGUGUACAGUGGGGGGAAAAAAGUAUUUAGUCAGCCACCAAUUGUGCAAGUUCUCCCACUUAAAAAGAUGAGAGAGGCCUCAUUUUCAUCAUAGGUACACGUCAACUAUGACAGACAAAUUGAGAAAAGAAAAUCCAGAAAAUCACAUUGUAGGAUUUUUAAUGAAUUUAUUUGCAAAUUAUGGUGGAAAAUAAGUAUUUGGUCACCUACAAACAAGCAAGAUUUCUGGCUCUCACAGACCUGUAACUUCUUCUUUAAGAGGCUCCUCUGUCCUCCACUCGUUACCUGUAUUAAUGGCACCUGUUUGAACUUGUUAUCAGUAUAAAAGACACCUGUCCACAACCUCAAACAGUCACACUCCAAACUCCACUAUGGCCAAGACCAAAGAGCUGUCAAAGGACACCAGAAACAAAAUUGUAGACCUGCACCAGGCUGGGAAGACUGAAUCUGCAAUAGGUAAGAAGCUUGGUUUGAAGAAAUCAACUGUGGGAGCAAUUAUUAGGAAAUGGAAGACAUACAAGACCACUGAUAAUCUCCCUCGAUCUGGGGCUCCACGCAAGAUCUCACCCCGUGGGGUCAAAAUGAUCACAAGAACGGUGAGCAAAAAUCCCAGAACCACACAGUGGGACCUAGUGAAUGACCUGCAGAGAGCUGGGACCAAAGUAACAAAGCCUACCAUCAGUAACACACUACGCCGCCAGGGACUCAAAUCCUGCAGUGCCAGACGUGUCCCCCUGCUUAAGCCAGUACAUGUCCAUGCCCAUCUGAAGUUUGCUAGAGUGCAUUUGGAUGAUCCAGAAGAGGAUUGGGAGAAUGUCAUAUGGUCAGAUGAAACCAAAAUAGAACUUUUUGGUAAAAACUCAACUCGUCGUGUUUGGAGGACAAAGAAUGCUGAGUUGCAUCCAAAGAACACCAUACCUACUGUGAAGCAUGGGGGUGGAAACAUCAUGCUUUGGGGCUGUUUUUCUGCAAAGGGACCAGGACGACUGAUCCGUGUAAAGGAAAGAAUGAAUGGGGCCAUGUAUCGUGAGACUUUGAGUGAAAACCUCCUUCCAUCAGCAAGGGCAUUGAAGAUGAAACGUGGCUGGGUCUUUCAGCAUGACAAUGAUCCCAAACACACCGCCCGGGCAACGAAGGAGUGGCUUCGUAAGAAGCAUUUCAAGGUCCUGGAGUGGCCUAGCCAGUCUCCAGAUCUCAACCCCAUAGAAAAUAUUUGGAGGGAGUUGAAAGUCCGUGUUGCCCAGCGACAGCCCCAAAACAUCACUGCUCUAGAGGAGAUCUGCAUGGAGGAAUGGGCCAAAAUACCAGCAACAGUGUGUGAAAACCUUGUGAAGACUUACAGAAAACGUUUGACCUGUGUCAUUGCCAACAAAGGGUAUAUAACAAAGUAUUGAGAAACUUUUGUUAUUGACCAAAUACUUAUUUUCCACCAUAAUUUGCAAAUAAAUUCAUUAAAAAUCCUACAAUGUGAUUUUCUGGAGAAAAAAAAUCUCAUUUUGUCUGUCAUAGUUGACGUGUACCUAUGAUGAAAAUUACAGGCCUCUCUCAUCUUUUUAAGUGGGAGAACUUGCACAAUUGGUGGCUGACUAAAUACUUUUUUUCCCCACUGUAUGUGUGCGUCAUCAUUAAAAUGGCUCACUGAUGAUUGCUUUUUGUAAUUUGCAAUUGAGGUUAAAAUAACAAACCAGGAAUACUGGUUGCAAAUACCAGCAACAGUAGAAGAAGUCAUCCAGGUUUUGUUAAUCUCUCUCUCAGUCUUAAAGAUUUAAGUUGAAUAUUCUGAUCAUUGUUGUACAAGAAACCAGUGACAAUGUUUUUCCUAAGUGUCCCCAUUGUUUUCUUGUUCCAUUGUCUUUACUAAUCAGUGACAUCCUGACAGGUUGGCCUCAUUAGAAUAUGCAGAUUUUAGCUCGGAAACUCACACAGGUGUCCAGCCAGAGAGUUUGCCAAUUAUGAAAUUGUAUGAAUAAUUUAAAGACUCAAACUGGACAGUUUUAUCUCGUUCUCUUCAUUCAAAGACUCAAUCAUGGACACUCUUACUGACAGUUGUGGCUGCUUCGUGUGAUGUAUUAUUGUCUUUACCUUCUUGCCCUUUGUGCUGUUGUCUGUUCCUAAUAAUGUUUGUACCAUGUUUUGUGCUGCUACCAUGUUGUGCUGCUGCCAUGUUGUGUUGCUACCAUGUUGUUGUCAUGUUGUGUUGCUACCAUGCUGUGUUGUCAUGUGUUGCUGCCAUGCUAUGUUGUUGUCUUAGGUCUCUCUUUAUGUAGUGUUGUGGUGUCUCUCUUGUCAUGAUGUGUGGUUUGUCCUAUAUUUUUAUUUUAUUUUGUAUUUUUAAUCCCAGCCCCUGUCCCCGCAGGAGGCCUUUUGCCUUUUGGUAGGCCUUCAUUGUAAAUAAGAAUUUGUUCUUAACUGACUUGCCUAGUUAAAAAUAAGGUAAAAUAAAAUAAACUCAUGAUCCUCCUCUCAUCGCUUCUGUCAUGAUUAUUUAUGGCUGCCCAGCCAUAAACCUCCCUGAGCCUCUUCUCCACUUACACAUGACACAGCUCACCCCCUGAAUAGAACAAAAUACAAAGAAUAUAACAACAUAGAAUAGACUGCAUAAUAGAAUGGCACUGCAUGGCAUCAAUAGAAUACAUAGAAUAAAAUAGUUUGUCUGGCAAUAAAAAUUUAGCGUUUGGCUUGACAAUAAGCAAUGGAGUUGGCAAGAGCACAAACAGAUCUGGGACCAUGCUAGCAUAGCCUGUGCUGUAGCCAAAAUCUUUCGCAACAGUGAGGGUUUGUUGACAUGAAAGUCCAUUAUGUCGAAAGGGCAAUAUUUACGUUGACAUCCCACCUGAUUGGCUUGACAUGAGUAAACACCAGGGUAUGUCAUCAGAGUAUAAGGGGCACCUGCAUUCAAUAAUGUAUGUUGGAAUACGGCACAUGAAAUACAAACGACCAUGAAAUCCUAUUUAGUUUGAAACUAUGGGCAAAUUCGAAUAUGCCCAGCCUACUACAGUAGGGUUACCCCCCUAACUAUAUGCCCCCCGUCGACCUGUCUGAGCAUUUCUUCUUCAGUACGCAUCUGUGUCUGUGAAAGCCUUGGCUCAAGCUCUGACUGAUAUUUAACCCACUGUUGUACAGUGAACUGACGAGCGCGAGGAGGAGGGAUCCGUCAUCUUCACGGUCUAAGGCAGCAUGUAGACGGGCUCCUAUCUUGCCACGGCCGAGAGAGAAAUGGCGUGAGAAAGUGUCAAAAUUCGAGAACAUCUAUCUUUGGAUGCAGAGUAACCUGAUGUUUCACAGCUGUAAAUAGUUUUGGAGUCUUGGUUCAUUGUGUUCAGUCUACAGGGCACGCGCUACACGCUGCGCUCUUCGGCUGUGGUGACAGUUAAGCUUUCCGAGCUGGGUUCUCCGCCAGUGCAAUCUAAUGAAUUAAUUGUUAUACAGGACUAUACACUUGCAACUUGUUCCCAGAACGGUGGCGCGUGACUCCCGGUGGAUGUAACGUUGAGUGGAGUGGCGCGGGUCGGUGUGCGGUCGUAUAGAGCGGUGGCGGACCAAACGCAAGACGUCCAAUUGAAUCUCCCUUCCCGUGUCCAGGUGCCUCUGCCCGCCUCAUAACGAAGAUGUUGCUCCUCGGAAUACUGCUCAACAUCUUCAUACGAGGUAAAAUGCAGGAAGGUAUCCAUUCUGUUACAUCAAUUUUUGUCGUCAGUCAUUCAGGUCUACUCGGACCUUAAAAUUAGUUUUUAGCACCUUGGUUUUACAGGCAAUCAUGACACCUUACUCAUCUAAUUGAAGUAUUUGAUUAUUUGAAUUCGUAAUAAGGCUAAUUGCCCCCAUAACACCAAUUCUUUGAUUUACCUUUUACAUGAUGGUUCAAAUGCACGUUUUCAGUGAGCCUUGGAUGCAGGCAUGGCUUCUAAUUUUCCACAUAGUUCCACAAAUAUGCUCUAUGCAAGGAAUGUAUUAAGCCUAUUCCUUGAUCUUCUAGGCUACCUGAACUGCUCUUAAUAAACAUUUUAUGACAACGUUAAUAUUUGGUAAAAGGAGAGACUUUAGGAACCACUUGGAAACCACUUGAAUUUACAUUUUGGAUUAAUGAAAGUACUUAAGACAUUCAUUCCAGUCUUGGGACAAAGGCUGAUGAUCUCUACAACCACUCGUUUUUGAUAUUCUGAAAUUGAUAUUCUGUGAGUUGGUGCCGCCGGAUGCAUAGGCUACGCGAAUAAUUUCCCCGCGGGUCGACAGUUUGAUUUAUUAGUGGUGUUAAUGAUCGUGUGUUUGGUGUGCUGGUGUAAGCGACAGUCCCAGGGGUCGCAUCGUAUAUAAUCAGUAAAUUGUCUGUUUCUCCCUCUCUCUCUCUCUCUCCCUCGCCCGAGUGAGCGUGGCUUGCAGGUCUCUUUCGUUAAAACAUUUUUUAAAAUAUAAAUUCACCUCACCUCCAAACGCACAUCAGAAUAAAUGGUAAAGUUGUUGUUCAAUGAGGAAGCUCACUCAACCGACGCCUGUGUGCAAACAGCGGAAUCGUGGUUGACGUCUUAUCGGCGCGCAGGUGCGUUUGGCCGCCAGAUGUGCGUCCAGGUGUGUUUGAGUAGCGGCGGAGACAGACACGGGGAAGGGGGCGCCACACGGCGGGGUGCGCAUUAUGUUUUGACAGCCCCCUGGGUCACACACACACACAGGUGACAGGUGUCUCCAUCAGAGGUGAUUUUACUGCACAGCGAGAGGCUGGGGUUGAACAGCAGGGCUUUGGAAAAGGUCAACGAGAGAUAAACAGAGAGCUAGCUGUAAACUCCUUUAUAAUUUCCUCAUGGAAAAAGAUGACGGCAAGGGAAAGAAAAGAACAUGCAUGAGAAAUGAAAAGGUACACAUCAAUGUAAAGAUUUGACCAGCUACGACCCCCGUAAAUUAAUCAAAUAGGCAAACAGACAGGGACAAAGUGGAGUCGUAAUUCAACGGCUCAGACACGAGAUGCAUGUGGCAGGGACUCCAGACAAUCACGGAUUAUGAAGGGAAAAGCAGCCACGUCGCGGACACCGAUGCUUCACUCCUAGACAAAUUUAACACAUUCUCUGCCCGUUUCGAGUUGCACGGUAGGCCUAUAACGAAACUUCGGUAGGCUAGGCUACUCUUUCGAUACUAUAACAUGAAAAAUGGUUCGGUACUAGAAUUUUUGUUACUUUCGGUAGGCCUACUUCUGUCAAAUGUGUCUCAUGUCAUAGCCUACGGAUUGAGAUGACGAGUCUGUCUAGUAAUUUGUCUGAAUGUUCUCAAGGGGGCAGUAGUAAAUUAGCCAGGCUACUUGCAGCAUGCUGCUGACACAGCGCAAGACAAUUUUGAGAAGCAAGCAAGAGAGUUAAAAUGCCGACAGCAUGGCUUCUUCUAACGAAAACAUCAUACCUCCAGACCGCAGUUUAUUGACAAAACUGGCUCAGAAGCGAACUAUGGGAAUACUUUGCUUACAGAGCAGAUGAUGAGGGCCAGGCCACCGAAACAACAUUUUACAUUUACAUUUUAGUCAUUUAGCAGACGCUCUUAUCCAGAGCGACUUACAGUUAGUGAGUGCAUACAUUAUCAUUUUAUGCAAAGGUUAUCAUACAACUAUGCAAAGGUGUUACAAAGCAGUGGAAGGGAGGUUUAGUUCCAAAAUGACAAACUAUUUUACAUAUGACAUUUGAAUUGUAACGUUAUUCUACUAGCAACUACAGUAGGCUAUAUAAAAAAAAAUAAUCAGGUGACACUAACAUGAACAUACACUAUAUAUACAAAAGUAUGUGGACAACCCUUCAAAUUAGUGGAUUCAGCUAUUUCAGCCACACCAUUGCUGACAGGUGUCUAAAAUCGAGCACACAGCCAUGCAAUCUCCAUAGACAAACAUUGGCUGUAGAAUGGCCUUACUGAAAAGCUCAGGGACUUUCAAUGUGGCACCCUCAUAGGAUGCCACCUUUCCAACAAGUCAGUUCGUCAAAUUGCUGCCCUACUAGAGCUGCCCCGAUCAACUGUAAGUAAAAUUUGUCUGUCCUCGGUUGCAACACUCACUGCCAAAUUCCAAACCUCCUCUGGAAGCAACGUCAGCACAAUAACUGUUUGGGUUUCCAUGGCCGAGCAGCCGCACACAAGCCUAAGAUCACCAUGCACAAUGCCAAGCAUGCCGCCAUUGGACUCUGGAGCAGUGGAAACGCGUUCUCUGGAGUGACAAAUCCCGCUUCCCCAUCUGGCAGUCCGACGGACGAAUCUGGGUGCCAGGAGGACAGGAGAACGCUACCUGCCCCAGUGUAUAGUGUCAACUGUAAAGUUUGGUGGAGGAGGAAUAAUGGUCUGGGGCUGUUUUUCAUGGUUCGGGCUAGGCCCCUUAGUUCCAGUGAAGGGAAAUCAUAACGCUACAGCAUACAAUGACAUUCUAGACGAUUCUGUGCUUCCAACUUUGUGGCAACAGUUUAGGGAAGGCCCUUUCUUGUUUCAGCAUGACAAUUCCCCCAUGCACAAAGCGAGGUCCAUACAGAAAUGAUUUGUCGAGAUUGGUGUGGAAGAACUUGACUGGCCUGCACAGAGGCCUGAUCUCAACCCCAUCGAACACCUUUAGGUUGAAUUAGAAGGCCGACUACGAGCCAGGCCUAAUUGCCCAACAUCAGUGCCUGACCUCACUAAUGCUCUUUUGGCUGAAUGGAAGCAAGUCCCCGCGGCAAUGUUCCAACAUCUAGUGGAAAGCCUUCCCAGAAGAGUGGAGGCUGUUAUAGCAGCAAAGUGGGGACCAACUCCAUAUUAAUGCCCAUGAUUUUGGAAUGAGAUGUUUGACAAGCAGGUGUCCACAUACUUUUGGUCAUGUAGUGUAUCAUUCUUACUAUAUAUUUUUGGUGUAUAUACACAUAGAUUGCAUUUGGAUUACUGAUAGUAUUAUUUGUGUUAUUAACUGGAUUAAUUCUGACAUUCUUGAUUUCUUCUUUCUAGUUUUUGAUUAUUUAUUAUUUGUGUAGUUGUUUGACAUUUUAUUGCACCGUUAGGAGCUGGUAACACAAGCAUUUCACUGCACCCGCUAUAACAUCUGCUAAACUGUGUACGUGACCAAUCAACUUUGAUUUGAUGAUAGGGUUGAUAGUACAUAGGAUUUGUUUGGAAUACGGAUUGUGUGUGCAGAUGGGGACAGGGCAAGUCAAGAAGGUGUGUGUGUGUGUGAGCGUCUAGGGGUUGUGUGCCACCAGGGGGUAGCUAGGGGUCGUAUGUGUGUUUUUGUUGAUAACUAGGAUUUGGAACUCAAACACAAGAGGAACAGAUGGUGUGUUGGGCUUUUGCCUCCUUGGCUGGGAGAUUCACCCUGUUUGUGUGUGUGUGUGUGUGUGUGUGUCUUCACUGAAACUCUUUCAUAUGCCCAUUCUGCUGUACCCAUGGGGACUGCAUGACAUCAAACCUCACUGCUCCCUCAUAUGAACUGUGAGAUUGCGCUCCACUGCACUGCACCCAUAACCACUGAUCUUGAGCCAGCUCUCCCAAUCCUUGACAUAUCCCUAACCAUUAAUGAACAACACAUCAGAACUGGCCCAGGAUCAGUUACAUGUAAAAUGGUAACACUUUACUUACAGGUGUAAUGCUUUAUAACUUGCUGUAAAAAUGUGUUUGACCAUUUAUAAUGUCCUAUAAACCACAUACAUACUGGCCCCCUCAGAUUCUCCUUUCAAAAGGUGAUAAGGUAAAUGUGACAUCAUGUGAUAGUGAGGGAUUCGCCUGGUAUGUGUAUGGCAACGUGUCACUAGUUUAGGGGGAAAGUCUGAGCUUCCUGGUUUUUAUGUGACAUGGGUAAUUUGUCUUCUUCCUUUACCUCUAGUUGGUACUCUGGUGUUUAAAGUGUCAAUCAGCAGUAGAAACAAUAACAAAGCGGCCUCCCCGCCCCUGGUUCAGUAAAAAGCUGAAGGCUGGAGAAAUGUAAUCACUCUCAAAGUUAUAGACAUAGCUAUGGAUGCAAGGAUUGACCAACCAUGAUAUCAAAAUUAUAGUGCUAACCAUGUUUUAAGGCUAUAUAGUGUUUGUUGACAUUUUCUUUGUUUACAAACUUUGGAGUAAAACAAGCUUAUAUUUUGGGUUCUGAUGGGGUACGACAGUUGAACUAAGCUCAUGAGGCAUUUAUAAGUUCUAUUCUUCAAGAAUCAACGGGUACAUAUCAUUAAUUUAUAAGUCCAAAAAUGGAUGCAGCAAAUGCUGAUUGCCCCUUUAAGUGUACAUACACCCAACUGUACCUUAUUUAGUCAAUUUGCGUUUUCCCAUUGAUCUAUGUUGUGCCUAGAGUCUCGGGUAGUCUAUUUCAUGAAACUCAACAUAUUCGAUUAAAAUAUGCUGCUCUGAUGAAUAUUAAGCUCUUUUUUGCUCUACCACUUCAGCCAUCUGGUGCAGGGUUUCCCAAACACAGAUGAUUCAAAUAACCAACUCCGCUGUGUAGUGCUAGGGCAAAAAAAACAAAACGUGCACCCAGGUGGGGCCCCAGGACCGAGUUUGGGAAACCCUGAUCUAGUGUGUGGCGGGGUGUGUGUGUGUGUCAUAGACAGAUUGCUCUACCCCCUCCUGUGGAUGUGUGGUAUUGUGUUUUUGUAAUAAUGAUAGACUCCGUGCCCCACAGUCCCCCUCACAGCAUGAGUCCGACAUAAAAGGCUCCCUCUCAGGGUGUGUGCGUGUGUUUUCAGGGUAUGCUGAUUGCAGCUCAUACUGUGCGUGUGUCCUAGCCAGCAAGGUUCUGAUUGGUGUGUGUCGCCAAACGGUGUUUGUCUCUGUCUCGCUCGCUCUCUCUCUCCGAUUAGUUUUUAAAUGACUGUAAUCGGAAAACGUUAGUGUGUCUGUAGGUCUGUGCGUGAACCAUUGAAUUUUACCAAGGGAGAAUUUUGUAUUGGUUUACAAAUAACAGUCGAGAGCAGCCAAAAUAUCACGCAGAACAUUUCUGGGUAAAAUAGAAGGUAUUUCCCAAAUAUGAAACCUCACACUGUAAGCUCUGGCUUUUGAUUCACUCAAUGAAAAUGCCUUCACGUCCAUGGAAAUGAGAUACUGUAGAGAAGGACUCACACAUCCAGUAUUGGCUUUUAAUAUUUAAUGUCAGUGCAUUCAGCCCAAAUACAAAUCAAUGGGUGCACAGAGUGAUAGUACUUGUAUGGGAGUCAUAAGAGAUACUAGAAUGGACAUGCCCUUUCAAAGCAACAUUCCGUGGUGGGUUCCCCCUGGCCGCCAUAUUGAGUGGACCAUUUAGAAUCAUCCCGAUACGAUGGCUGACUAUUCUCCCCCUCCUCUCUGUCUUCUCCGCCCUCAUUUCUGAAGGUGUGGUCCCCUCCUUGCCGCCCCUCCCCUUGGGCUUUGUAGAUUGUGUGGAGGCAGAGAGGGGGUGUAAGGAAGACACCCAGUGUAAGGAGCUGUACAUGACCCUGGAGUACUGUGCAUCCGAGGAGGCGGUGGCUCCGGGGGAAAAGGCCGGGAUAGAGUGCCUGGAGGCCCUGAGCGCCCUGCACUACCUCCCCCUGUUGGCCUGCAAGUGUCAGCGCGGCGCACGCAGAGAAGAGCACUGCCUCCGCGUCUACUGGAGUAUCAGGAUCCUGCAGGGUGAGUGUGUGUCCGCACGCGUGUGUAUGAGUUUAUAACAAAAUGUGGUAGGUGUAGUGCUUGUGACAAAGUGUGUAUGUUUGAUUACUAGCUUAUAGAGGGAAGGGGGCAGUGUGGAUUUCUAGUACCAUUGGUUCUUGACCCACCAUUUGGCCAACACUACGUUAGACCCCUGGCCAUCCUCUGUGACACAUCCCUAUAGCCACCGUGUUUUGCCGCAUCUGACUAUCAGGUUGCGUCCCAAAUGGCACCCUAUUCCCUACAUAAUGUGCACGCUAUUCUCCAUAGGUCCUGGUCAAAAGUAGUGCACUAAUAUAUAUAUAUAUAUAUAUAUAUAUAUAUGGAAUUGGGUGCCAUUUCGGACUCACCGUCAGUGAGAAUUAAUGACAGCUAAUGGAGCUAUCCCCCAUGCUCUGUUAGUCACCAUGCAUACGGUAAUUACACAGCACUCUACUCUAACACAGAACAGAGAGUGCUCUCCCUUACUGUGUCAUUAAGGAAAACAGUACACAGGGAUUUACAUGAACAGAUUAGUAGAUUUAAAUACUGAACAAAUAUAUAAACGCAACAUGCAACCAUUUUAAUGAUUUUUACUGUGUUACAGUUCAUAUAAGGAAAUCAGUCAAUUGAAAUAAAUAAAUUAGCCCUAAUCUACGGAUUUCACAUGACUGGGCAAGGACGCAGCCAAUCAGAAGGAGUUUUUCCCCACAAAAGGGCUUUAUUACAGACAAAAAUAUUACUCCGUUUCAUUUUACACGUUUUACACGUUGAGGUUGUGAGGCCGGUUGGACGUUCUGCCAAAUACUCUAAAAUGACGUUGGAGGAGGCUUAUGGUAGAGAAAUUAACAUUAAAUACUCUGGCAACAGCUCUGGUGGACAUUGCUACAGUCAGCUUGCCAAUUGCACACUCCCUCAAAGCUUGAGACAUCUGUGGCAUUGUGUUGUGUGACAAAACUGCACAUUUUAGAGUGGCCUUUUAUUGGCCCCAGCACAAGGUGCACCUGUGUAAUGAUCAUGCUGUUCAAUCCGCUUCUUGAUAUGCCACACCUGUCAGGUGGAUGGAUUAUCUUGGCAAAUGAGAAAUGCUCACUAACAGGGAUGUAAACAAAUUUGUGCACAACAUUUGAGAGAAAUAAGCUUUUUGUGCAUAUGGAACAUUUCUGGGAUCUUUUAUUUCAGCUCAUGAAACAUAGGACCAACACUUUACAUGUUGCGUUCAUAUUUUUGUUCAGUGUAGUUAGGUUGUACUCAUACCAUGUAAUUAGUUCAAAUCUGGAGCAUGCCUAUAGUUAGGUAAAUGAAAGAAAUACACUGCUGAAGUGGCUUGUAAGACCACACUAGAGUAGAGUUGUAGUGUAGCGAGACUAAAGACUAAGUUGUGGGUGGAUGCUAACAGCCAAUUCAGCGGUUAGCACUUCCCGUUAGAGAUUGAGGUGGACAAGACUCCAAUUAACAUUUUACCAUUUAUUGUAGCACCAAAACCGUUCUAGCACAGAUGGCAAACGCAUGAAUGAGGACUGGUAAAAGUAUGGUUUCUGCAACAGACAGAGACAAGUAUUAGUGUUCACAAACAUCAAUGGAACCUAAUUAGCAUAAAAUAAUAAAUGAUUACAUACUGUGAAUUUACAAAGUAAACAAUAGCAUAACAUGUUUAAUUUCAAUUUAAUCCUCCAGAAACGACAGAACAAAUAAUUCAACAAAUAUUGUGGUUAAACUCAAAUAUACAAAUUGAUAAAAACCAUUUUUUUUGACAAAAUGUUUUUUUUGAAAAAGGUAUAAUCUUCGUAAAUGAUAUCAUCGGUAGGACUGGUGGAGUUAUGUCACACAUGCAGCUAACAAAAACUUAUGGAAAUGUCUGCUCUACCCAAAAUUACAACCAAAUAAUUGCAGCAUUACCGCAAAAAUGGAAGAGGAAAGUGGAAGGGGGAAAAAGUAAGGAACUUGUCUGUCAGCCUUGCAUUAAAGAACAUAAUUGGUUAAAGAAAACUAUGAUAAAUAAAAAAGUAUACCAGUUUAAUUUAAGUACCAAAGGAUUGACAGCCGUCCCAUAUAGAUUGCAAAAUAGUUGGAAAGAGAUUUUUGACGUACCGAUUCCAUGGCAUAGUGUUUAUGAACUGAUACGCAAAACGACGCCGCAUUCAAAACCUAUAAUUUUUCAAUUUAAAUUAUUAUAUACAAUUCUUGCUACCAAUAGAAUGUUAUUUAUAUGGGGGAUACAAUCUUCCCAGCUCUGCAGAUUUUGCUGCGAAGAGACAGAAUCAUUAGAUAAUAUGUUUUGGUACUGACCAUUUGUAGCUUGUUUUUGGACACAGGUCCAGGAAUGGCUAAAGGAUUACAAUAUUUACCUGGAGCUAACCCUGCAGAUAGCAUUACUGGGUGAUCUGAAAAGUCAUAGUCAAUCGAUAAAUAAUAUAAUAAUACUUUUAGCAAAAAUGUUUAUUUUCAAUGUACAAUCUGUAGAAACAAUGAGAAUAGAAAGGUACAGAACUUUUGUAAAACAUCACAGUACAGUUGAAAAAUAUAUGGCAAAUAGAAAUCCAAUAUGGAUGGUGUUAAGAGAUAGAUGGGUGGUGUUGAAUGGAGUUGAAGGAUGGGACUAAUAACAACUAACAACAACUAAUAACAACAAGAUAACUAAUAAUGUAAGCAUACUGUGUCCAUAAUAAGUACAGUGAGGGAAAAAAGUAUUUGAUCCCCUGCUGAUUUUGUACGUUUGCCCACUGACAAAGACAUGAUCAGUCUAUAAUUGUAAUGGUAGGUUUAUUUGAACAUUGAGAGACAUUAUGCUUUGGGGGUGUUUUUCUGCUAAGGGGACAGGACAACUUCACCGCAUCAAAGGGACGAUGGACGGGGCCAUGUACCGUCAAAUCUUGGGUGAGAACCUCCUUCCCUCAGCCAGGGCAUUGAAAAUUGUUCAUGGAUGGAUAUUCCAGCAUGACAAUGACCCAAAACACACGGCCAAGGCAACAAAGGAGUGGCUCAAGAAGAAGCACAUUAAGGUCCUGGAGUGGCCUAGCCAGUCUCCAGACCUUAAUCCCAUAGAAAAUCUGUGGAGGGAGCUGAAGGUUCGAGUUGCCAAAUGUCAGCCUCGAAACCUUAAUGACUUGGAGAAGAUCUGCAAAGAGGAGUGGAAAAAAAUCCCUCCUGAGAUGUGUACAAACCUGGUGGCCAACUACAAGAAACGUCUGACCUCUGUGAUUGCCAACAAGGGUUUUGCCACCAAGUACUAAGUCAUGUUUUGCAGAGGGGUCAAAUACUUAUUUCCCUAAUUAAAAUGCAAAUCAAUUUAGAACAUUUUUGACAUGCGUUUUUCUGGAUUUUUUUGUUGUUAUUCUGUCUCUCACUGUUCAAAUAAACCUACCAUUAAAAUUAUAGACUGAUCAUUUCUUUGUCAGUGGGCAAACGUACACAAUCAGCAGGGGAUCAAAUACUUUUUUCCCUCACUGUAUAUAGGUUAUAGGUUGAGAGCUUUUGUGAAAGAGCACAGUUAGAAAGAUAUGUCAUAUAGAAGCAAACCGGAUGGACAUUAUGAAAAUGAUCGGAGAGGUUGAGGGUAGAGAAGGUUCAGGAGUAAAAACAAACAAAAUAUAAUUAUUGUAAAAUUGACUGUGUCCAUAAAAUGUAUAUAGUAUGUAUAAGCUGGAAGUAGAGGCCUAAGCAUUGUUGUUCACUAGUUUACUCCAAUAAGGGAAGGGGUGGUGGGGUUGGAAAGUAAUAAAGGGAAAUAUAUAUUUUUUAAAGGAUAUGUAUAUGUGUAUGUAUGUGUAUGUAUAUAUGUAUGUAUGUACAGUUGAAGUCGGAAGUUUACAUACACCUUAGCAAAAAUACAUUUAAACUAAGUUUUUCACAAUUCUUGACAUUUAAUCCUAGUAAAAAUUCCCUGUCUUAGGUCAGUUAGGAUCACCACUUUAUUUUAAGAAUGUGAAAUGUCAGAAUAAUAGUAGAGAGAAUGAUUUAUUUCAGCUUUUAUUUCUUUCAUCACAUUCCCAAUGGGUCAGAAGUUUACAUACACUCAAUUAGUAUUUGGUAGCAUUGCCUUUAAAUUGUUUCAUUUGGGUUAAACGUUUCGGGUAGCCUUCCACAAGCUUUCCACAAUAAGUUGGGUAUAUUUUGGCCCAUUCCUCAUGACAGAGCUGGUGUAACUGAGUCAGGUUUGUAGGCCUCCUUGCUCGCACACGCUUUUUCAGUUCUGCCCACACAUUUUCUAUAGGAUUGAGGUCAGGGCUUUGUGAUGGCCACUCCGAUACCUUUAUUUUGUUGUCCUUAAGCCAAUUUGCCACAACUUUGGAAGUAUGCUUGGGGUCAUUGUCCAUUUGGAAGACCCAUUUGCGACCAAGCUUUAACUUCCUGACUGAUGUCUUGAGAUGUUGCUUCAAUAUAUCCACAUCAUUUUCCUUCCUCAUGAUGCCAUCUAUUUUGUGAAGUGCACCAGUCCCUCCUGCAGCAAAGCACCCCCACAGCAUGAUGCUGCCACCCCCGUGCUUCACGGUUGGGAUGGUGUUGGUUGGGAUGAUGCAAGCAUCCCCCUUUUUCCUCCAAACAUAACAAUGGUCAUUAUGGCCAAACAGUUCUAUUUUUGUUUCAUCAGACCAGAGGACAUUGCUCCAAAAAGUACAAUCUUUGUCCCCAUGUGCAGUUGCAAACCGUAGUCUGGCUUUUUUAUGGCAGUUUUGGAGCAGUGGCUUCUUCUUUGCUGAACGGCCUUUCAGGUUAUGUCGAUAUAGGACUCGUUUUACUGUGGAUAUAGAUACUUUUGUACCUGUUUCCUCCAGCAUCUUCACAAGGUCCUUUGCUGUUGUUCUGGGAUUGAUUUGCACUUUUCACACCAAAGUACGUUAAUCUCUAGGAGACAGAACGCGUCUCCUUCCUGAGCGGUAUGACGGCUGCGUGGUCCCAUGGUGUUUAUACCUGCGUACUACUGUUUGUACAGAUGAACGUGGUACCUUCAGGCGUUUGGAAAUUGCUCCAAAGGAUCAACAAGACUUGUAGAGCUCUACCAUUUUUUUUCUGAUGUCUUGGCUGAUUUCUUUUGAUUUUCCCAUGAUGUCAAGCAAAGAGGCACUGAGUUUGAAGGUAGGCCUUGAAAUACAUCCACAGGUACACCUCCAAUUGACUCAAAUGAUGUCAAUUAGACUAUCAGAAGCUUCUAAAGCCAUGACAUCAUUUUCUGGAAUUUUCCAAGCUGUUUAAAGGCACAGUCAAUUUAGUGUGUGUAAACUUCUGACCCACUGGAAUUGUGAUACAGUGAAUUAUAAGUGAAAUAAUCUGUCUGUAAACAAUUGUUGGAAAAAUUUCUUGUGUCAUGCACAAAGUAGAUGUCCUAACCGACUUGCCAAAACUAUAGUUUGUUAACAAGACAUUUGUGGAGUGGUUGAAAAACGAGUUUUAAUGACUCCAACCUAAGUGUAUGUAAACUUCCGACUUCAACUGUAUACUGUAUGUAUGUAUGUAUGUAUGUAUGUAUGUAUAUAUAUUUGCGAGAGAAAAAAAACAUAUGGGGGAUUGGAAGUGAUGCAGACAAUUACAUUGAUAGAAGUUACAAUCUAUCUACAAUAUUAAAGGUGAUCUACCCCAUAAAGAAAACAAUAAAAAAACAAAAAACAAUAGCAUAACAUGUCAAAUGGCACAGGUAAUACACUCACUUGGUAAUGAACGCAUACUGGAUGAGAGUCCUCUGAUGGCUGCCAAACAAAGACUGUUUUGUGUGCUCGGCAGCCAUCUUUAUAGGAGGCAAUCUUGGCCAUCUAGAGUGCUCACUUCGAAUAAUUCAUGAACAGCCGCCCACGCAGUAGUGCAGCUAAUGAAUUAUUCCCAUCGGAUUUGAGUAAUCUGUAGCACUUCCUGGGGCUGUAUGGACAGAUUACUUGCUCUAAGGCCAUGUCCUGGCUGAGCUCUUGUGGCUGACUGUUGCAGCUCGGGGAGGCAGGAGUUGACCACGGUUACUGGUUGGCAGAGAAAGUGACCAUCUUGGCCGCCCCGUCCACUCCCGAACUCAUGCUCCUUGGGGCAUGAACGGCUCUGGCCGCCCCAUGAGAAGAUCUUUGAUGGCUGGAGUAAGGGACUGUUGGCUCCUUUUCUGGGGGCCAUGGUUGGGUAGGUAGAGCUGGAUACAGGUCAGGUAUUAGCGGGGGGUAGAUUGCCUGAGCCGAGUCCAGAGCAGUUGAGGUCUGAAAGGUACUGGGAGCUCCUAGGAACUGGGAGUAGGCCGGUUGAUCUAGACCUGUAGCCGCUGGACCCUGAGCACCCAGGGACUGGGAGUAGGCCGGUGCUAGACCUGGAAAGAGCUGAGGGCAAACUAGCUGAGCUGCUGGCCUGCAUACUGAGCUCAAGGGUUGUGGUAGCAGUCACAGCUGGUCCGCAGUUAUAUCUCCUUCUGGGGAUGACUGGUUGGAGCUGCGUGAAUAGGCUUGUACUUGACUUGCAGAGAUAGCUGCCCUAGACUUCAGUUGGUCUGCUGCUGCCUUAAGGGAACCUGGAGCAGAGGUUCUCACUUGUUGAGAUUGAAGCUUGUCUUCGUCGCUUGGGUUGAGGGGCUCAGCUUCCGUGCUGAGCUCGGAGUCUCUUGGUGGUUUCAGACAUUGUAAUGAGGCUUGAGACUGGGUGUCUGAAUCGAAGGGGUCACCUUGGCUACUGAGUUUGUAAGGUACUUUGUCUUGGAAAGCCAAUGGCAGUUCUUGUCCAUCCCUUUCUCCCUGGGUAGCAUUGUUAGUGCUGUCGGGCUGAGCGGGGGUUUCUGGACUGGGCACAUAGAUUCGCUUGCCUGCACUAGUGACUAGUUGUGUGCUGUCUGCUGGCCUCUAGCCCUGCUGUGCUAUAGGCAUGUAGCUGCCUAGGUCCGAUAUUUAAAAAAAAAUAUUUUCUUACAAUUCAAAAUCAAAGAGCUAAUUGAUCCUUGGUAUGGCCUUCUUAAAACAAUUCCAUAUUGCUUAGACAGGGCUUAGACUGUAGUGGGUUAACUAUAAUUACCAAAAUCCAUUGCGUCAGUUUUUUCUGGCUCAGAGAGGAAAAGUUGAAGCGAGAUGUUUCACUCGCCAAAAUCAGUCCAAAAUAAGCCCAAUGUGUUUCUAUAGGCAUAUUUUGGACCUAUGCUUGUCGCCUAUCUUCCCGCAUUUGGGACAAUGACUCCCAUUGUUAGGGCAGAGACAUGAGCAUCUCGUCAUUAUAUACAGAUCUCUGGAUGGAUACACUUUUACGCCUGCCACGUUAGGUUAGAUACACAGACUGCAUGAGAGAGGGAUGUACACAACGAUGAGAGGGACAGAGACCAUUUGUGAAAGUAAACCUUAUCUACUUUGAAGAACUAGUCAAAUUAUUGUCAGACAGCUCUGCAGCAUACUUAGGCAGGCUAGCUAAAAGGAUGACUAAAGGCAGUACAGCAGGGAUCAUCAACUAGAUUCAGCCGUGGGCUGUUUUUUUUCUAAGUGGAUGGUCGGGGGUGCCGGAAUAUAAUCAAGCAAUAAGGCCCGAGGGGGUGUGGUAUAUGGCCAAUAUACCACAAACCCCUGAGGUGCCGUAUUGCUAUUAUAAACUGGUUACCAACGUAAUUAGAACUGUAAAAAUAAAUGUUUUGUCAUAUCCGUGGUAUAUGGUCUGAUAUACCACGGCUGUCAGCCAAUCAGCAUUCAGGGCUCAAACCACGCAGUUUAUAAUUAGAAAAAAAUUGUUGACUGCAAGAAGCCCAAACAGAUAUAAUGUUUGACUAAAACAUAAUCAUUUCAAACCUUGCUUACAUUUGUAUACAAUCAUGUGUAUAUUGUGCAUGGGAAUACUUGGGAGCAGAUUUCUUAAAAUAAAAUAACUUGGCGCUCAUUUCCUGGUGUUUUUACAGUCAUUUAUGUCCAACAAUAUAAACUAAUUGCUCAGAAAACUUGGGGGGCCAAAUAAAACCACCGCCAGUUGGGGAACCCUGCAGUACAGUAUGGGGAGCACAGCCAUCUUUAUAUGGUCAGGUAAUUGGUCACCUGAUGGGUCACCUGACCCUCAUGAACAGUAAAUAUACCCAUGAUGGAAUUUAGACUAGGUGUUAUUAUGAUGUUGGUAGCAGGUGUGUGAUGUGAUGUUUUAAUGAAAUGUUGGCUGAGUGCUUUGAGUCUCUGUUAUGAUGUGAUGCUUCCCUGUGUGUUUGGUUAUGUUGUGAUUCUGUCUCCUGUGGUGUUGGGAGAUUAUGAUGCGAUUCGGUCUACUGUCAUGUUAUUUUCAGAUUAUGUGGUGAUCUCUCCUGCAUUUGUUAUUGUUAGGUUGCGAUGUGAUAUCAUGAUGUUAGGUUGUAAUAUGACGUAAUCUCCCAUGUUAUUAUGAUUAGGUUGUAAUGUGAUGUUCUCCUCUGUGAUCAUGAAGGUUAUGAUGACUUUGAGGAGUCUCCCUAUGAGGAAUCGCCAGUGGAGACUUCUCGAAUGGCCUCCUUAGUGGCAGCAGGUAGCCUACAGCACAAUCAUUUAUUACAUUAACACCCUCAGGCACUCCUGAUCAAAACACUACUAAACCCUAUCACCAAUCAAUCAACUCAUCUCUACAGCCCUCAAGUGACCAGGUGUUCACUUUCUCUCCCCUUUCUCUCUCUCCCUCUCCCCUUCUCUCUCUCUCCGUCCCCAUACCUGUCUCUAUAUCUAUCUAUCUCUUUCUUUCCCCAUCCCCCUCUCUCUCAGCCUCCUCUCUUCUUCUAGAUGGACAUAACGUAUGUCUGAAGGCAGCCCAGGACUGUGGUCUGUAUGAGAAAUGUGGUUCCCUGAGGUCUGAGUACGUCCUUGCCUGCACCAAGCGUGCCCCAGGCUUGGACCACUGCAACAGGCAGAAGUGCCACCGGGCGCUGCGGCGCUUCCUGGAGCGCGUCCCGGAGGAGUACAGCCUGGGGUUGCUGUUCUGCCCCUGUACUGACAAACUGUGUGGGGAGAGACGCAGGAAGACCAUCGUCCCCUCCUGUUCCUACCAGGAGAGAGACAUGAUACAGCCCAACUGUCUGCAUCUGCAGAGCUUCUGCAGGAGGGACGAACUCUGCAGGUCAGACACACAAUAUGUACACACACAAAACACACACACACCUUUUUGCUCUUAGAAGCACUCUCAUUCGUGUGUGUGUGUCUGUGUCUCAGGUCCAGACUGGCUGAUUUCCAGCAUAACUGCCAGCCCUCCGGCCAUUCCACUUCCGUCUGUAUCAGAGAGAGUGGAGCUGUGUGCCUCAAAUCCUACGCCGGACUCAUCGGUAAGAGAGAGAGUGAGAGAGGGAGGGGAGAGGAGGGGUGAAAUAGCCUUAAAUGCAGAAGUCAGUCUGGUUUCACAAGGCUUGAGGAGAAAGGGGGAUGCAGCGAAAUAUGAACGAUGGAGAGGGGUGAGAUGAGGGAGGAGAGAGACAGAGAGAAUAAAGAGAAUAGAGAGUGAUUAAGAUGACAGAGAGGAUGUUAGCGGGUCGUGUCAGGGGUGUGUCAGUGUGCCAGCCUUAGGAUCUUAAACAGUAGGAGUUGAUUUUGGUAACCUUUGACCCCUUCCUCCAGGCACCAUCAUGACCCCCAACUACGUUAGCAACAGCACUGUGGACGUGGCCCUGUGGUGCAACUGCAAGGGCAGUGGCAACCAAUGGCAGGACUGCUUGAGGAUCCAGCACAUGUUCACCAACAACGCAUGUCUGGGUUAGUCUGUUCGUCACCCAUAUGAGUACAUAUGUCAAUCAAUCAACUGUCAGACCAAUCAAUCAAUGCACUUUACAUAAGGCAAGCAAUCAAUUUACUACUUGACACUUAAAUCCAUCAAUCUGUCAAAUAGUUAAACACUCAGACACACACUCGCUCUCAUGCACGGAUGUGAACACACACACACACAUUAUGUAAUGUAAUGUGUCUAUCUGUCUGUCUCACAGAGAACUCCAUCAGUACCAUGGGUAGCUCCCCCCCUCGGCCAGUGGAGAGCACUUAUCCCCCGCCCUCUCGCCCCUCCCACCUGGACCAGCAGAAUGAGCUCAGCAACAAUGCCCAGGAUAAGUUCAGCAACAACGCUGUGAGUACUACUACUCAACAUUACCCAAUACUACCUAACAUUUCUCAACAUUACCCAAUACUACCUAACAUUACUCAAUACUACUUAAAAUUACACAAUACUAUCUAACAUUACUCAAUACAACCUAACAUUACUCAAUACUACCUAUCAUUACUCAACAUUAUCCAAUACUACCUAACAUUACUCAAUACUACCUAACAUUACUCAACAUUAUCCAAAACGACUUAACAUUACUCAAUACUACCUAACAUUAUGCAAUACUACUUAAAAUUACCCAAUACUAUCUAACAUUACUCAAUACUACUUAAAAUUACCCAAUACUAUCUAACAUUACUCAAUACUACCUAACAUUACUCAAUACUACCUAACAUGACCAAAUAAUACCUAACAUUACUCAACAUGACUAAGUACUACCUAACAUUACUGAACACUAUUCAACAUUACUCAGCACUAUGCAACGUUGUUAGUUUUGAACGACUCACCGCUCACAUGCAACCAAAUAUUUUCCUGUUCGACCUGGGUUUUUAUUUUGGGAGCACCAGUGCAACUAAACAUAUAUAUAUAUAUAUAUAUAUAUAUAUAUAUACAGUGCAUUCGGAAAGUAUUCAGACCCCUUCACUUUUUCAACAUUUUAUUACGUUACAGCCUUAUUGGAUUAAAUACUUUUAUUCCUCAUUAAUCUUCACACAAUACCCCGUAAUGCAAAGCGAAAACAGGUUUUUCGAAAUUUUAGUAAAUGUAUUAAAAAUAAAAAACAGAAAUACCUUAUUUACAUAAGUAUUCAGACCCUUUGCUAUGAGACUCGAAAUUGAGCUCAGGUGCGUCCUGUUUAGAUUGAUCAUCCUUGAGAUGUUUCUACAACUUGAUUUGAGUCCACCUGUGGUAAAUUCAAUUGAUUAGACAUGAUUUGGAAAGGCACACACCUGUCUAUAUAAGGUCCCACAAUUGACAGUGCAUGUCAGAGCAAAAGCCAAGGUCGAAGGAAUUGUCCGUAGAGCUCCAAGAUAGGAUUGUGUCAAGGCACAGAUCUGGGGAAGGGCACCAAAAAAUGUCUGCAGCAUUGAAGGUCCCCAAGAACACAGUGGCCUCCAUCAUUCUUAAAUGGAAGAAGUUUGAACCACCAAGACUCUUUCUAGAGCUGGCCGCCCGGCCAAACUGGGCAAUCGGGGGAGAAGGGCCUUUGUCAGGGAGGUGACCAAGAAUCCGAUGGUCACUCUGACAGAGCUCCAGAGCUCCUCUGUGGAGAUGGGAGAACCUUUCAGAAGAACAACCAUCUCUGCAGCACUCCACCAAUCAGGCCUUUAUGGUAGAGUGGCCAGACAGAAGCCACUCCUCAGUAAAAGGAACAUGACAGCCCACUUGGAGUUUGCCAAAAGGCACCUAAAGGAUUCUCAGACCAUGAGAAACAAGAUUCUCUGGUCUGAUGAAACCAAGAUUGAACUCUUUGGCCUGAAUGCCAAGCCUCACGUCUGAAGGAAACCUGGCACCAUCCCUACGGUGAAGCAUGGUGGUUAGCAGCAUCAUGCUGUGGGGAUGUUUUUCAGCGGCAGGGACUGGGAGACUAGUCAGGAUCGAGGGAAAGAUGAACGGAGAAAAGUAAAGAGAGAUCCUUGAUGAAAACCUGCUCCAGAGCACUCAGGACCUCACACUGGGGCGAAGGUUCACCUUCCAACAGGACAACAACCCUAAGCACACAGCCAAGACAACGCAGGAGUGGCUUCAGGACAAGUCUCUGAAUGUCCUUGAGUGGCCCGGCCAGAGCCCGGACUUGAACCCGAUUUAACAUCUCUGGAGAGACAUGAAAAUAGCUGUGCAGCGACGCUCCCCAUCCAACCUGACAGAGCUUGAGAGGAUCUGCAGAGCCCGUCAGGUCUCUGGUAAUCGGGUUUGUGUAGAUCCGUGAAGCCCUCUAGCACACAGUUCCUCCAUGCUGUUUAGUAUCUCAUUAUGUUGUCAAUUCACUGAACAGAUUCUUCCAAAACAAGAACGAUGGUCCUUUCCACGUUGCUUCUAAAUACAAAUCAACAUGUUUUCUCUAUUAUACUAUUAGUUUGUGUAUCUUGCUCUCUGAAAAACACAAGUUAGUUAGUCUAAGGAAGCUGGCAUGUGCCUAAAAUAAUGCAAAUCGCUAAAGCAAAUCACUAACUAGCUAGCUGUCUAACUAAAUGCCAUUUAGCUAAAUGCACUAGCUAAGGCAAAGCAAACGUUAACUUUAAUACAGGUUGUUACCAGUGGUGGUGUAGGUCAGCAUGUUGUUUGUGCAACGGCAUGUUCUAAAUCAGAUAAGCCUACAUUUAGACAAACAUUUUAUAAUAGGCUAACAUCAAUUCAAAUGUGAUUAGGGUCCCCUGGGAAACACUGACCAACACUUCGGUUCCUACCCUGUCAUAACCUGGCUUUUUCAUUUGUUGUCAUGCCAAACAACGCCAACCAUUAGAAUUAUAAUAAUCAUUCUAUUUCUAGUAUUCCAACCAUUCCCCCAAGUGUUUUGAUCUACACUGAGUGUACAAAACCUUAGGAACACCUUCAUAAUAUUGAGUUGCACCCCCUUUGCCCUCAGAACAGCCUCAAUUUGUCGGGGCAUGGACUGCAAGGUGUCGAAAGCAUUCCACAGGGAUACUGGCUCAUGUUGACUCCAAAGCUUACCACAGUUGUGUCAUGUUGGCUGGAUGUCCUUUUGGUGGUGGACCAUUCGUGAUACACAUGGGAAACUGUUGAGCAUGAAAAACUCAGCAGCAUUGCAGUUCUUGACACACUCAAGCCGAUGCGCCUGGCAUCUACUACCAUACCCCGUUCAAAGGCACUUCAAUCUUUUGUCUUGCCCAUUUACCCUCCGAAUGGCACACAUACACAGUCCAUGUCUCAAUUGUCUCAAGGCUUAAAAAUCCUUCUUUAACCUGUCUCCUCCCCUUCAUCUACACUGAUUUAAGUGGAUUUAACAGGUGACAUCAAUAAGGGAUCAUAGCUUUCACGUGGAUUCACCUGGUCAGUCUAUGUCAUGGAAAGAGCGUGUGUUCUUAAUGUUUUGUACACUCAGUGUAUAUGCCAAGUCCAAUUUGAAAAAUCGUAAUUCGAUUUUUUUGCCCUUAUCGUGCAGCCCUACUAACAACCUGGUAACUUUACCAGUAUAUGCAAACAUUUGGUGGCACAUAAAGAAAGGAAAAUGGAUAUCUUCUUCAGGAGAUGUGCUUCAAAGUAAGUAGUAUUCAUAUAGGCCCAAUGGAGGUAUCUAUUUUUCUGGUGCUACCAGUGAUUUGUAUUUAUUUAGAGCCCUGUCCACAGGCUGCUGGAAUGACCAUUGACCACAGGAGUGACUGCUUUUGUCUGACCGCUAAAUCCUGUUCGGUCCAUUGAUCAGAAUGACAGUGAAGCGCUUUAUGUCUCCUCUGCUUCCUGCAUUCUCAACACAGCCAGAAUUGAUCUCUGCCGCCAGCUAGACCAGGGGGAUUCCAAUACCCUCUCUCUCUCUCUCCUCUCCCCCUCCUCUUCUCUCCCCCUCUAUCGCUCUAUCUCUCUCUGAGAGAUGCAGCUCCUAAGGAUCGAUCUGCCCUGUCUAGACUCCUCUCUGCUCUCUCUGCUAUUCUGAAGCUCUCUUCCUCUCUCUCUCUCAUCUCUCCGUCCUAUAGCUCUCUCUCUCUCUCUAUCUCUCCUUAUUCUCUCCCUGUCUCUCUCUUUCUCUCUCGUGCCCCUCCUUUACUGUUUUCUAGUCUUCCCUCUUCCCCCCAAAAUUGUCUUUUUUCCCUUUCUCCCCCCUUCUAAAAUCUUCCUUUUCCCCCCCCACUCUUUUCAUUCCCCUCUCUCUCUCCCCUCUCUCUUUUUUUUUUUCCCGUUUCCCCUUUUUUUCCAAUCUCAAAUUUUUUUCCCCCUCAAAUUUUUCCCCCCUUUCCCCCCCCCUUUUUCCCCUUCUCUCUCUCCCUCUCCUCUCUCCUCUUUUUUUUUUUCCCCCCCCAAAAGUCUCUGGCUUUCUCUUUUUUUCUUUUUCCCCUCUUCUUCUCCCCCCCCGCCCCUUCCUUCCCAAAAAUUUUCUCUCUUCCCCUGCUUCUCCCCCCCCUACAUUUCUCUCCUUCCUUUUCCCUUUCCUUAUCCCGUUCUUUCCCCCUCUUUCUCCCACGCUCGUCCCUCCCUCUCUCUCUCCCUCUCUCCCCUUCUCCCCUUCUCUCCUCCUCUUCUUUCCCCCUCCUCCUCUCUCUCCUCUUCUCUCUUCUCUAUUCUCUCCUCUACGUGUUAUCUUGUAAUCCGCUCGUAUCUUCUGUCUCCUCUUCUCUAUCCUAACUCCUAAUUCCUUCGCCAUCUAGGGCACAUGCGUUCACUCGCGCUCCAGUCUCUCUUCUCUGCUCUCUCCCCUCUUCUUCUGGCUCGCCCCUCUCUCUCUUUCCCUCCUCUCCGUGUUCCACAUUGUAAUCCCUCCUUCCAUCCUCUCUUCUCCUCACUCAAACCUCAUGUCAUUCUCUCUUCUACUCUUCACAUCCCUCAUUUCUUUCUCUCUUCCUCUCUUCUAACAAUAUAUCUCUCUGUCUCAGGUGGAGCAGAGUGAGGAAGAGGAGGAUGUGGAGGAGGAGGGGGGUCAGUUUGACGUGAUCCCUCUCUAUGCUGAGAAGGCCACGGUGUCCAACCUGGGUUCUGGGGGUGGGGGGGUGUCGCCCCGUCUUUCCCUCGGCCCCCCUCACUCCCUGCUGCUGCUCCUUCUGCUACUGUCUGCCUCUCUGAGCUGGGGGUAAGGAGGGGGGGGCACCCCUUCACACGGACAAGAGCCCCCACACAGACACAGAGACUCAAAGAAAGGCACAGAGAGAGAGAGAGAGAGAGAGAGAGAGAGAGAGAGAGAGAGAGAAGAGAGAGAGAGAGAGAGAGAGAGAGAGAGAGAGAGAGAGAAGAAAAGAGAAAGGACCUCGUGUUUAUUUCUUCUCUCUUCCUUUUGAGACAGUCUUGUACAGUCUGUUUUCUUUGUCUUGCUUCACCUCCCACUGUCAGGUGAUGGUUUUGUCCAAUGGAGACGUAUGACAGACCGGGAUGAACCAACUCCAAAGUGACAGAGGGGGGUUAAACUGAGUGACUCUUUUGGUGAAAACAUGUGACAGGUUACUAUGGGUUCGAUGGCACUUCAGUAUAUCCAAGCUUUACUCUGUCCAUUCAUACCUCUAUCUCCAGUGAUGGAGAAGUGCUUACAGUAAGUCAUGAUGACAUAGUCAGUGGUAUGAAGGAAUUAAUGUACACAUGUAGCUUGACAGAGUGUGUGUGUUCUGUUCUGUGCCAGUGUGUGUGUGUUACGCAAAGAGUAGAGCGUUUUUCAUAUCAUCUCGUCUCCCACCUCAUACUCACCCCCGUCAGCAGUCACACACACACACACACACUGGCAGCAGCCCGUGCAGGCGAACAUUAGAUCCAGCAGAUGCAAGUGCUUCUAAUUUAUUAGUCUAUCUGUGUCCUGUCUACUUUCCUAUGACUCAGCACAGGCUGGGAGAAUAACCAGCGGCAUAAAUACAAAUAAAACAGUAAUAAUAAUAAAAAAAGACGUUCCAGAAACAAUAUGAGUAAUAAAGCAAGUACAAAAAAUCGAAUAUGUUUUCAACAGGUGCAGACGCCCGUCUGGGGUUGACACUCGCAGGCAGAAGGAGAGAGAAAUAAGAUGAGGGAUAAAGAGAGAGUUUAUCAUGUGUGGUCUAUUUCCACUUUUUAUUUGUUUUAGUUUGAGGGGAGAUAAUAUGGCACGGCAUGAACUCUUUAUCUUAUGGUGGGCUCUUGGGGAGGGAGAGAAAGAGUAAACCAGAGAAAGAGAGAGAGACCCUUGAGCGCAAACAUACCAUAGAGAAUUGCUGGCCCUCUAUUUCCUCUGUCUUAUAAAUCUUUUGCUGACACUGUUUCUUUUUUGUUUGUCUCUUGUUCUUUCCUAUUUCUGGGGGGGGGGGGGGGGGAGAAGGAAUGGGGAGGGGCUGGAUUGGUGGUAGUCUGCAGUAUGUGUCUUGCAUCAUUCUCUCCCACCUAUAAGCUUACACACACCAACUGUCCAACGCCACAACAACGCCGAACAACAGACCGUUACACAAAGUGUCUGUCAAUCAGUCAUUCUUUCCGAAAGAAAAGUGGAACAUGCUUACCUGAAGAUGUAUCCUUCCAUUCCAUAGAACUCGAGCAUCAUAAUGCCAAGGUCAGCUAGUCGCUCGCAGAUCUCGUGCUGGGGUUAAUUGAUAGCAGUGAGGAAAGUAGGCUGGAGAUUGAUGCGCCUGUCAGGCCUGUGUGGGGCCUAUACAAGGCCUGUUGUUAUUUUUUAAUUGUUGUCAUGGCCGUUUGUCAUCUGCUGACACCUCUCCACUGCCAACAGACAGACUGAGAGAGAGAGAAGGGGGAGGAGGAGAGGAUACCAAUCAUUUACAUCAAUAUCUCUGAAAUAAAUAAGCCGAGAAGCCAUGCGUUAAAUCAACUGGCAUAGAGUAGGGUAGGGGAAUGGGAGGGAUUAUUUUACUGUUCUUGUUCGCUCAUAUUACAGCUCUAUCAUAAACACACACACUGUCAUACAUUAGUUCAGUGGUGUCUGAUUCCCCUGGACUUUAGCAUUUUAAUCUAUCAUUGGCCUGACACAGGGAUGUUGGCAGCACCAUGGCUUAGUUAUACUGUCCACUGUGGAGAGACUCAGCCAGAGAGAGAUACAAAACUAACCGAAAGGCACACAAGGAACUACAAUGACACACACUACACACACUCUGUAAGAAACAUGUCCAGGGAGAGUAGAAGGGAGGAAAGCAAAGCGGGAGAAAAAGAGAGGAAGAGAGAGUGAGGACUGAUAUGGCCUGCGGGUUUAUAGCAGUAUUAAUGCUGUAGCUUGCCCUUACUGAUCUAUUUCACACUCUGUAGGUCCUAAAGCAUCAGCACUCUGCUGUAGCACAGACUCAGCCACAGCUCCGCUGCUACAGCCAGACACACAAUGGAGGAGGACGGAGCAGCUUUCAUUUAUUAGUUUAAACAAAUACACAAAAAACUAAAGCAGAAAGGCACCAUUUGAAGCCAACCCCUUCCUAAACGGCUCCUUUAGCCCCACACCUGUAACACACACAUUCAUUGGUUGUAUUCAUUCAUACACUCAAUGGAUGUUUCUGUGUGGUGUGUUUUUGUGUGUGAACAUCCAGCUGUGCUAUGCUGUCUACCUGCCUGCCCUGCUUUCACAUUCAUAAUCACCUUUCAUCUUUAAUAAUCACCCAUCUUUAAUUUAUAAAACUGCUGUACUACAUACUCAUUAAAAUGUCUAUGCCAGAUGUGUACGUCGUUAUUUAUGCAUACGUAAUUACCACAAACAAUGUCAUGUUGUAUUGACUGUAUAUCGGCCAUCAGGAUGACUUAGUGUGUGUGUUCGUGUGUAGACUAUUAUCAGAUCAGAGGAUGUUCAAUGGUUACAAUGUUUUCCUGCUGCACCUGUACUUAGCUCUGUCUGUCAGUCACUCUGUGUAACCAUGGUGAUGCUGUGUCUCUGCCUCUGUUCGCUGUAGCACCAAAUCAUGUUAAAUGGUGCUGAAUAAUGCUAAGAUGUUCGUGCUUUUCUAUCCCAGCACCGCCGGAGGUGAAGCAGCCAUUUUGAGCAUUUUUCCCCCAGGUGGGCCGUGCCUCCUGCAGGUAGCCGGCUGAAUAGGCUGAUGGGUAUUCAGGAUGGGAGAGGACACGCUGGGACUGCAAAUGACACGCACAUUCAUGAGCAAGCAGAACUGAACUGCCUGACUUCUCUGCACAGCAACAAUAUGAUGAUGAAACCCUUUCUUCUUUCUUGCUCACUCUCCUGAACGCUGAGUGGACCGAUCUUCUCUCUUUCGUCAGGCUUGAGACAUCCCCCCACUAUCUUCCAUGUGUUGCUCAGACAGUGGACAGUCACAGGAAGGACCAUUCAGGAUCACAGAACUGCUCUGCUGGUGUUCAAGAAUGCAAAACAAAACAUGAUGACAAAACACUGAUGCCAUGAACAUUCUGUUCACCCGCUUCCCUUUAAGCAUGUCUGUGUACCACAGGAGAGGGCCAGCUUUGCCCUCCUACCCCCCAGAACUCGUUCUGUUCUGACCCCUCCUCUACACACCCCGCCCAGUGUUCUCUUGAUCAGGUAGUGUUCUGUGCUUUCCUCUAUCUGCUAAUCAGAGAGACAGCCACCACCACUGUGUACAUCGGUGAACAUAAUAAAUGAAUGAUCUUACAUUUACUUACUUUCCCUUCUGGUUUUAGUGUACAGUUGACCUUAAAUGAAAUGGCUUGGAACUGUUGUGAAUGUGCUGACUAGACCAUGUACAUGAGCAAGUAAAGAAAAAGCAUUUGAACUGGUAUAUAUAUUUGAAUGGCACAGAUAAUGCACUUAGCCAAUGUACUUUUAUCAAUAGUCGACUACAUUUAAUGAACACAUUAAGACGGCCUAUAGAUUACCUUCACAUGCACCAAUUCUCUGUCCCAGUUGUAACAUGGCGAUAUUGUGUUGAAGCAGUGACAAUGAUGAUGAUCAUUGAAACACUACAUCAGGUUUAAUGGCCAUUGUCAGUGUGUGGUUAAUGAAAUCAUUGUGAUGUAUUUCUGCUUUGUCUGAAUUCUCCUGAAGACUACAUUCUCCAGUGGCUUAUUAGAUAAUUAAAGAGUGACCAGCGACUACCAAACACUGUGGUCACACACACACACACACACACACACACACACACACACACACACACUGACACACACACACACUAACACAUGACACACACACAAACACACACUGUCUGUGAAUCAGAGGAGCACCAAUCACAGACCUAUUAAAUAAUCAGACAGGUUUCUCUCCCAUUGUGUCCAAUCAGAGCAAAUAGGUCUCCUGCUGGUGUGUCGUGUCUUGUUCCCUAUUUUUCUAGGGUCUCUCUCUCACUCUCUUCCUAUCUCUACCUUAACCUCCAUCUCCCUGUGGAACCCAACAAACUUUUCCUCCUGAGUCUGUUCAGACAGAUGAGUGUUCAGACAGAGAGAGAUGGAAGAGCAGGAGACCCAGUAAAGCUUUUAAUCUGUAA